AUGUACAAAACCUUGCUGAACACCUUGCUUGUUCUUGCUCUCAAGAAGAAUACGAUGCCAAUGCAUAUGCUGAAGGAUUCACAAGCGCAGCAAUCACUUCUCGUGGCAAGGAAUAAAACCGAAAGAAAAGUCACAAUUAUGGUGACAGUGAUUAUAACUAGCUUCAUCAUAUGCAAUGCUCCAGGAGCGAUCCUCUUCAUAACCAGAAAGUUCAACGAGAAUCUCACGAACGCCAUGAUUGCCAGCAUAUCGAAUUCUCUGGUUAUCACUGGAAAGGUAUUGAACUUCGUGCUUUUCUGCAUGUCUUCGGAUCAUUUUCGAGCUCUUCUACGUAUGCAGUUGGAGUCACUUUUUGAGUGCUCCAGCAUUACUCGACGCAGCAGUUGUCGUUCAUCUACGAAAACCUUCAGCAUUCCUCUGCACGAUUUGUGAACGGUUUCAUCCCAAAAACUUGAAAGUCUAUUUGACCUGACUUUGCUUUCUGCUGUACAAAU
Cylicocyclus nassatus is the source of this 494-nucleotide messenger RNA. Lineage: Eukaryota; Metazoa; Nematoda; Chromadorea; Rhabditida; Strongylidae. The record is from the annotation of a GenBank genome assembly.